AUGACUGGGCAGUCUGUGAACCGGCACCUCCAGCUAGCAGGGUGCAGCAGUGACAGCACUGGCUCUUCGCUGAGACCCAGGGCCACACUCCUGGGCAAGGUCAGCAACACAGAAAUCUAUGAGGACCAGUCCACUUACAAGCAGCUCAGCAGUAUUGCCAACAUCAAAAUCUUCUGCUUCGAGUCAUCCCUCUACUAUGCCAACAAGGACUAUUUCAAGACUGUUCUCUACCAGAAAACUGAGGUAAAUCCUAUCCUGCUGGAUGCUAAGCAUCAAAGGGUGGAGAACCAGGCAAAUGCAGACACAGGCAACAGCAAGAGCUUUUUUGGCACCAGGUUUGACUGCCUGAAACAGUCCAAGAAAAGGGCUGAGAAGCCUCCAGCAGAUGCCUGUCCUCCCUCCAUGGAUAUGCACACCUUAAUCCUUGACUGUGGGGCAAUGCAGUUUAUAGAUACCGUGGGUCUCUCUGUGCUAAAGGAGACACAUCAUGGCUAUCAGGAGACUGGCAUCCAGGUGCUCCUGGCCAACUGCAACCCUUCCAUCGGCCACCGGCUCCGGGAGGGAGGCUGGGCUGGUGAGACAGACGGUGGCGGUCAGCUGGCUUUCCACAGUGUCCACGACGCAGUGCAGUUUGCUGAACGGUGGUACCGCCUGCAGCAGGAGGAGAGCAAGGGGGAAAAGGAUGCGCUCCUGGACCCCAAAGACUUCCAGGCGUCUUUUUCGAGUGAGGGCUUUGGCGUACCGGAGAAGAUCGUGCUGCUCACCUUCAUCUCUGCCGUUAUACUGAUGGCCAUCCUGGGGAACCUGCUGGUGAUGGUGGCCGUGUGCCGGGACAGGCAGCUCAGGAAAAUCAAGACCAAUUAUUUCAUUGUUUCCCUUGCCUUUGCGGACCUGCUGGUGUCAGUGCUGGUGAUGCCGUUUGGAGCCAUUGAGUUGGUUCAGGACAACUGGAUCUAUGGAGAGAUGUUCUGCCUGGUCCGAACGUCCCUCGAUGUCCUGCUCACCACAGCGUCAAUCCUGCACCUGUGCUGUAUCUCGCUGGACAGGUACUAUGCUAUCUGCUGCCAGCCUCUGGUUUACAGGAACAAGAUGACUCCAUUGCGCAUCACUGUAAUGCUUGGAGGGUGCUGGGUAAUCCCGACAUUUAUAUCUUUCCUCCCUAUCAUGCAAGGCUGGAAUAGCAUUGGCAUCAUUGAUCUGAUUCAGCAAAGGCAGUUCAACAAGGCUUCCAACUCCACUUACUGCAUAUUCAUGGUCAACAAGCCAUACGCCAUUACCUGCUCCGUGGUGGCCUUCUACAUUCCCUUCCUCCUGAUGGUGCUGGCCUACUACCGCAUCUAUGUCACAGCCAGGGAGCACGCCCGCCAGAUCCGGGUGCUGCAGCGUGCAGGGGCCCCCACCGACGGCCGGCAGCACCACCCGGACCAGCACAGCACACACCGCAUGAAGACUGAGACCAAAGCUGCCAAGACCCUGUGCAUCAUCAUGGGGUGCUUCUGCCUGUGCUGGGCCCCCUUCUUUAUCACAAACGUAGUGGACCCUUUCAUAAACUACACGGUGCCGGGGAAGCUGUGGACAGCUUUUCUGUGGCUGGGCUACAUCAAUUCAGGGUUGAACCCUUUCCUCUACGCCUUCCUGAACAAGUCUUUCAGACGUGCCUUCCUCAUCAUCCUGUGCUGUGGUGAUGAGCGAUACCGAAGGCCUUCCAUCUUGGGGCAGACGGUCCCCUGUUCCACUACCACAAUAAAUGGAUCGACUCAUGUACUAAGGUGA
Messenger RNA from Nipponia nippon (crested ibis), 1773 nucleotides. Lineage: Eukaryota; Metazoa; Chordata; Aves; Pelecaniformes; Threskiornithidae. The record is from RefSeq and is a predicted model, not a curated record.